This is a messenger RNA of Acanthosepion pharaonis, 612 nucleotides long. The record is from the annotation of a GenBank genome assembly. NCBI's taxonomy places the organism in Eukaryota, Metazoa, Mollusca, Cephalopoda, Sepiida, Sepiidae.
AUGAGUGAGUUAUCUGUUCCUCUGCAGAUACCUGAUUGUUUCAUAUCCUCUCAGCCUACCUACCCACCCGGUUGUCAUUUGGUCACCUCCGCCUGCCCGAUUGUUGUUUGGUCCCCUCUUCCUGACUGCUUGGUUUGUCAGCUGGUCCCCUCUUCCGGACUGGCUGGUUUGUCGGCUUGUCCCCUCUUCCUGCCUGCUUGGUUUUUAAUCUGGUCCCCUCUUCCUGACUGGCUGGUUUGUCGGCUGGUCCCCUCUGCCUGCCCGAAUGUCGUUUGGUCACCUCUUCCUCCCUGCUUGGUUUGUCGUUUGGUCACCUCUUCCUGCCUGCUUGGUUUGUCGUUUGGUCACCUCUUCCUGCCUGCUUGGUUUGUCGUUUGGUCACCUCUUCCUCCCUGCUUGGUUUGUCGUUUGGUUACCUCUUCCUCCCUGCUUGGUUGUUUUUUUAAGUGGUCCCCUCUUCCUACCUGUCUGGUUUUUAUCUGGUCCCCUCUUCCUGCCUGUCUGGUUUUUAAGUGGUCCCCUCUUCCUGCCUGUCUGGUUUUUAUCUGGUCCCCUCUUCCUGCCUGUCUGGUUUUUAAUCUGGUCCCCUCUUCCUGCCUGUCUGGUUUUUAA